AUGUAUGAAGACAAAUCAGGCUUGCCUAUCCUGUGGACACUUUCUCUAGUCUACAGGAUUCUGACUGGCUCAGUCGCGAUGUCCUGCUGCUUCGGUGAAGAAUCGAGGGAGCAGCAGCGCAUCAACAAGGAGAUCGAACGACAGUUAAACAAGGACAAAAAGUCUGUGAGGAACGAAGUGAAACUCCUGCUUCUUGGUAAGCUCAAAGGCACGAAGUCUUCACAAUAG
Messenger RNA from Protopolystoma xenopodis, 228 nucleotides. NCBI's taxonomy places the organism in Eukaryota, Metazoa, Platyhelminthes, Monogenea, Polystomatidea, Polystomatidae. The record is from the annotation of a GenBank genome assembly.